AUGUGGCUCUACAGUUUCCUGCUCAGUUUGGAUUUUAAAUCAAUUGCACUGUUUUUGAUUAUAUUCAUAUUGAUCGCAGAUUAUGUCAAAAACAGGAGUCCUCCAAACUACCCUCCUGGACCACGAGGUUUGCCAGUUCUGGGAAACUUUCUGGAUUCUGACCCUAAAUUCCCACAUUUGAGCUUUUCGAAGUUAGCUGAAACCUAUGGAAAUGUCUUCAGCUUCCGUUUUGGCAGCGAUAAGUUAGUGUUUGUCACUGGAUACAAGAUGGUGAAGGAAGCACUGGUGAAUCAAGCUGACAUCUUUGCGGAACGUCCCUUCAGCCCAAUGGGCGACAGGUUCUACUCAUCAACAGGGGGGGGUAUCUUCUUGAGCAAUGGUGUCAAGUGGAGAAAUCACAGACGAUUUGCUUUAUCCACUUUGAGAAGCUUUGGUCUGGGAAAAAGCAGCAUGGACCUGUGCAUCCGUCAGGAGAUCCAGUGUCUGCAGGACGAGAUCCAGAACUACAAAGGGGAGCCAUUCACACCUGCUGGACUUUUCAAUAAUGCCGUAUCCAACAUAAUCUGUCAGCUGGUGAUGGGGAAACGUUUUGACUACAGCAACGAUAAAUUUCAAACUAUGCUCCGUUAUUUAGCUGAAACCCUUUAUCUUGAAGGCACAGUGUGGGCGCAGCUGUACGAGUCGUUUCCUUGGCUCAUGAAGCGCCUGCCUGGUCCACACAACAAAAUGUUUCAUAACAUUGAUAAGAUUAUUGAGUUCAUCAUGGAGGAGGUUGAAAGCCACAAGAAGGACCUAGACCCCAAUAACCCACGCGACUACAUCGACACGUUCAUUAUGGAGAUGCAAAAUCAUAAAGACUCUGAUGACGGCUUUGAUGAGACCAAUUUGGCCUUUUGUGCCAUGGACCUGUUCUUAGCUGGGACAGAGACCACCUCCACCACUCUGCAGUGGGCCCUGAUUUACCUCAUUAAACAUCCGGAGGUUCAGGAAAAAGUCCAGGCUGAAAUAGACAGAGUGAUUGGACAGAAUCGUUUGCCCACUAUGGGAGAUCGGGCCAAUCUUCCCUACACUGACGCUGUCGUGCAUGAGAUUCAGAGAAUAGGAGACAUUGUGCCCCUCAAUGGACUAAGAAUUACCUCUCAGGACACCACCCUGGGAGGAUACUUCAUACCGAAGGGAACCGCCAUCAUGCCCAUGCUGCACUCUGUGCUAUUUGACAAGACUGAGUGGGAGAGUCCCGACACAUUUACCCCAGAACACUUUCUGGACAAAGACGGAAAGUUUAGAAAAAGAGAUGCUCUGAUGCCUUUCUCAGCAGGGAAACGCGUCUGUCUGGGAGAGAGCCUUGCAAAAAUGGAGCUGUUUCUGUUUAUGGUUGGUUUGCUGCAAAAGUUUUCAUUUUACGUUUCGGACGGAGUGGAGCUGAGGACCGACGGUGUGAGCGGGGCGACACGUGUCCCACACCCCUUCAAAGUUCAAGCUAAAGUUCGCUAG
Messenger RNA from Knipowitschia caucasica, 1494 nucleotides. The record is from the annotation of a GenBank genome assembly. Lineage: Eukaryota; Metazoa; Chordata; Actinopteri; Gobiiformes; Gobiidae.